UUGUCAUAAGUUGUCACUGUCACUAACGCUUAUUGGAUUUUCAGAUUCAUCGUUGGUUAUUUUGCCGGUGAAUUAAGUAAUAAUUGUUGAUAAGAAGAAUUAAAUACAUUUUAAAACAAUGGCGGUAAACAGUGCCACGUCUUUCGUUUUAUCCAGCAUCCUCACAUUGUUGAUAUUUUCUGGGAUGCAAAUGUAUAAACCACUUCUAGUACGGUCGCCGAUCACAAUCAUAUUUGGAGGUUAUCUUGGUUCACUGAUGUUCUUAUUUUUUGUAACAGCAGUAGGAAACUUAGAAGCAACAUUAUUUGGUAAAAACUUUCAAUUAAAACUGCCAGAAAUUGUUCUGUCCAUGGCAAUAUCACUCAUUGCUGCGGGAAUGGUGCAUCGGAUUUGUUUCACAACUUGUUUGAUAUUUUCUCUCAUGACAAUCUACUACAUGAACAAGCUGUCACAGAAAGCAUAUGCAACGGUAGCCCCAGUCGCCGCCCCCGCCAAAUCACGUAGACAUAAAUGAGAUGUUUAAUAUUAUUAUAUUUUUAAUUUUUAUACUGAUAGAAUAAAAUCACAUUUCCAGACUA
Papilio polytes (common Mormon) is the source of this 578-nucleotide messenger RNA. Its product is annotated as protein KRTCAP2 homolog. The record is from RefSeq and is a predicted model, not a curated record. Bases 119 to 514 code for a protein of 131 amino acids. NCBI's taxonomy places the organism in Eukaryota, Metazoa, Arthropoda, Insecta, Lepidoptera, Papilionidae. The transcript is spliced from 4 exons.